GCAUUGGGCAGAGAAGGCAGGGGUGGGGUGAGGGUGGUCAAGCAACUUUUCAGCACUGCAUGCAACGUGUUGACCUAGAUAGGAGCCAAGAGAAGCUGCGAGGAGCCCUCACCGAAGACCCAGCUUAAAGCCUGGGGGGUUUGCAAACAGGGUUCCGGGUAGCUAUUCUAGAGCCAAAAUAGAUCCCUUCAAAAGACAAGGGGGAGCAGGGCAAGGGGCUAUGAUGUGGCCAAAUUUUUUCCUCCAGGACGAGGAGCAGCGCAUGGGGGGGCGCACGCGGGCAGGGGUCAAGCGGCGCAAGGUCCUGACGGACGAGCAAGAGGGCAAGAUCAAGCUGGCCUUCUUCGUGGCCAUCGUGGGGAUGACCCUGACGGUGCUGGCCGUGGGCACAGAAUUCUGGGUGGAGCUCAACACCUACAAGCAGAACCAAUCCCUCGUCUGCGAGGCGGCCCACUAUGGCUUGUGGAAGUUUUGCCACAAGAAACUCUGGAUGGACGUUGUGGAGGAGGAGAGGGCUACCUGUGGACCUGCAGAGCUGCCUGGAGAAGCCAACUGUUCUUAUUUCAAAUUCUUCACUACUGGGGAGAAUGCUCACAUCUUCCAGAGGACUACUAAAAAAGAACUGAACAUCACGGCGGCCAUUGUGUCCCUCGUCAGCAUCACCCUAAUGGCCAUGGGGUCCCUCUGCAUCACGGUGGCUCUGAGCAAAGGGGUUGAAUUUCUCCUGAAACCAGCAUCUUGCUUCUUUAUCAUCUCAGGCAUUAUGGUGCUUGUAUGUCUGGAGGUUUUCCGGCACUCGGUUCGGUGGCUUAUCACCUCUGAUGAGACCAUCCCGCUGGAGUACGAGUAUUCCUGGUCCGUGGCUUGUGCAGUGGCGGCUGGGGCUAUCCUGAUCUUUGGCGGAGGCUGUUUUAUCCUUUUGUCCAUCCCUGGCUUGCCCAAAAAGCCCUGGGAAUACUGCAUGAAAAGCCGCAGCAGCAGCAGCAACGCUUCCUAAAAACCGUCCAGGAGAGAAUCCCAAAGUCUCUCUUUCUCUCAUUCUGCCAACAAACACAAUCAUACACACACACACACACACACACACACACACACAAAAUAUCACACACACAAACAAACAAACAUACAUAUACCUCCACCCACCCCUAGGGGGCAGAAAGAACCGACCUUCUCCCUCCUACAUGCCUGCCCUCUUUCUCCAUCCUCUGGACUCAGUUUUUUCCCUUCCCCGUGUUGUGACUUGUAAAUAGAACCUCUAGUGCUUGUUUUGUUUUAGAUUGGCGGGAGGGGGGGCGGCUAUGAGGAAAGGGCUCUGCUUGUGAAUGAGGGGACAGCUGUGCUAAUGAACUGAGAAAUUACGAGGGGAGGGAGGAUAAAGGGCUGUAUUUUAAACCCGGUUUUUAUAAAUGGCUAUUUAUAGCUCAAUGGAGGGGCCGUGUCUUGGACUCCUUUAAAUCUACGCCAUGCAGUCAAGCGUUAGAUUCUUGUCUCAGUUCCCCCCUUGAGUGAUGUGCCACGCUGAGCAAAAAUCCCAAUCUUCCCCCUGUAAAACUGAGUUUCUUCCUUUUUCUUCUUCGUACAACCUCCAAGUACAAAAAUUAAAAGCACCCUGUCCCCAACUGGCCCUAUGACUCGGUGGCAAAAAGCCACACACAGGAUCAGCCUAGAAAUCCCAAGGAAUUAUGGACAGGUACCCUGAAACACAGGGCAAUUUUUAACCAGUCAUUCUGGGUUAGAAAUUCUGGGUCCAUAAUUAAUUUCUGUCAAGGGCCCUACCAGCAGCCAUGAAGCUCAGUGCUUUCAAAAGUGAGGGGACUUCCAGACAAACUGCUUAUUGGGCACCCAUCCCUAUUUGUUUGCAAGAAGAUGAGGCAGUAUUGGCUAUUUAAUGAGCAUUACGGUAAUUCUGAUUUGUCUGUGAGAAAUUUAGGCAAAGUGGCAUCAAAGCGAGUGCCAUGCCACACUUUCCUGUGCAUUUCCCUGUCACUUUCCUUACUGCAAAAAAAGCAGAUCCUUUGGGAAAGCGGGUUCGUUGCACAAGCUCUCCCAAUCAACUAUAAUUGUGCACCCUGAAUUUGCCGGUACGCAAUAAAAUCCCACCAGAAUAUAGUGACAAUCUGGAAGCCCCCAAAAUGAAUUUAGAGGCAACCUUCUCAAAACAUGAAUUUUUCCUGUAAAAAAGUAAAUUUAUCCUGCUUUCACCUUUAAAAAAAUAGUUAACGUUUCCCAGUUCUUCCUGUUGUUAGAGGUGACGUAUUAAAGAAAGCAUGGAAAAUAUUAAAUGCCAAGGACUCAGUCCAGCUGGCAGCUCUUCCUCAGGUGCAGUUCUCUGCUUGUGGAGAAAAGGUGGGAGUAGAAAAUGCCCACCUUAAGAGCACCGUGUGGAGAAGAGGUACUAGGGGAACACAAAGAGCAAGUGGAUCAUAUCCUGAAUUCAGGGCAUUUGUGCUCAACAAGACUCCUUAAAUCUUAGGUAGUUGAGAUAAAUGUUAUGGAGAAUUUGGCAAAACCUAUAAAUAAGGGGAGUGGCAUUAAUAUAGAAAGUAAUAAUAAUAAUAAUAAUAAUUAAUAAUACAUACUUCUCGCAACUUGAAAUUCCAGAUUUGACUUUGUAAAUGCACCACUUUUUGAAUCUGGGGAAAGUUUCCUUUCAGCCCUGGCAAAGACCAUGCAGAGAGCUGUUGGCAGUCUCCCUUGAAGCUGAGAGUUCAGGAAGUUCUGUACCACAAUCUUAUUAUGGCAAUACACCAGAAGCAAGUGCCUUAAACAACAACAGCUGUGCAACGGAGGCUGGCCCAUCAGGGAGGGUGGGGCACUGCCUCACCUGCCUCAGUAUACCCUCCGCAAAAGCCUGCCUGCCUUCUGCCUUACAAACGAGGGCGUGGGGCUCGGCCUGGCUUGGCUCUGGCUCCACCUGCCAUUGGUCUCCCUGCCUCCUACCCAAGCACUCCCAGUGAACACCAGUCACCAUUACAACUGUGCGCUUCCAACUCUCAGGCACAGCUGUUAAAAGUUUCAGCCGAUUGACCUGUUGAUUAAAGUUUGCAGACCUUCUUGUCUUGGGAGGCUCAGCUUUCCAUACCACACAUAGCUGGGGGUGCACUCAUGAGCCCAUUUAAAAAAAUAAAAAAUAAAAGGAGGAAGGGUAUACCUACCAAAAUAUUUUUACCAAAGCAACUGCCUUUUACAAAUUCUUUUAAAGUUUAGCUCUAGGCUAGGGAUGCGACCUUCCAGAAGUUGAUGGACUCCCAUCGGAGAUA
Molecule: messenger RNA, 3257 nt
Organism: Podarcis muralis (Common wall lizard)
Lineage: Eukaryota; Metazoa; Chordata; Lepidosauria; Squamata; Lacertidae
Gene: CACNG6
Product: calcium voltage-gated channel auxiliary subunit gamma 6
Biological process (GO): calcium ion transmembrane transport; regulation of calcium ion transmembrane transport via high voltage-gated calcium channel
Cellular component (GO): membrane; L-type voltage-gated calcium channel complex
Molecular function (GO): calcium channel regulator activity; voltage-gated calcium channel activity
Source: RefSeq, a predicted model, not a curated record